AUGUCCACCAUGCUUCCUCAGCAGCGGCUACAGAUGCCCACCAUGCUUCCUCAGCAGCGGCUACAGAUGCCCACCAUGCUUCCCCAGCAGGGACUACAGAUGCCCACCAUGCUUCCUCAGCAGCGGCUACAGAUGCCCACCAUGCUUCCCCAGCAGGGACUACAGAUGCCCACCAUGCUUCCCCAGCAGGGACUACAGAUGCCCACCAUGCUUCCCCAGCAGGGACUACAGAUGCCCACCAUACUUCCCCAGCAGGGACUACAGAUGUCCACCAUGCUUCCCCAGCAGGGGCUACAGAUGUCCACCAUGCUUCCUCAGCAGCGGCUACAGAUGCCCACCAUGCUUCCCCAGCAGCGGCUACAGAUGCCCACCAUGCUUCCCCAGCAGGGACUACAGAUGUCCACCAUGCUUCCCCAGCAGGGGCUACCACCACAGACGAGGAUAAGCAGGCUCAAAGCUCAGCUCACACUGCAUCCAUCACACAGUGCUGGUAGUAGACCAAGUCUUUCAUUGGUAAUAGACGUUCCACUUUUUACGUAGCUGUUCCAAUUAAAACAUUUGAAAAAGCAAGCCUGUAAGUAAAGUAGUAGAUAUAACUUUGUGUCUUUUAAACUAUUUAAAGUGAAAUUGAAUUUGGUCUCUUUAGAUCUGUCUGUCUGGUACAGAAUAGUUAGCUCACUUGUUACAGUAGAUCAUGUAUUAUCAGUUUGAUUUCAGAAAAUGUCUACAGAACAAGCAUCAUUAUCAGUUAUUGGACCUGUAUCAACUCCACCAGACUGCUCAUGACCAAUCCAGAUACCGGAUAACAUGACAUCAAACAUGCCCCUUCUUUAAAUGUUGAUAUUCUGACGAGGGAAAACAUUCCAGAUGAUGUAAUCACUGUGGUGAUUGGUUGAGGUAUUUCCAUCCCUUUUUAAAGAAUAAAAGGCUGUCAUAGGACAGUUGUCUGUUUUGAACCUGCUUCUUUUGUGCUAUUAUAUGAUGUUCAUGUCAAACUCAGACAAGUUGUUAAUGGCCUCGUUCGGCCAUUGUAAAAGUUUGUAGGAAGGAAAGAAGCUGUCCUUUACAUCAUAAGUGGAUUUGUGAGUUUUGGGGGAAUCUCAUUCGUUGAGAGGAUCCAUUGAAGCUGGUUUUCUGGUGGGAUAAUGACAGACAAUCAUAGUCUAACUGUUCAACUAGCCUUAUUUGCGAGACAAAAAAAAAACAUGAUUCUAUGUCCAUAAAAUUUCGCCUGUAAAAUCAACUCGUAAAAAGUUAAAUUCCGAAAUAAAGAAAUAGUACAAUUGUCUUAAAAUGUUCCUCAUGUUCUAGCUUGCUUUGCAGUGCUCCUUGUCUGUUACAGCCUCACAGACACACACACACACACACACACACACACACACACACACACACACACACACACACACACACACACACACACACACACACACACACACACAAACACACACAACGUUAGAACAUUGGCAGUGUCAGUGUACUGCCCUUGACUCGUCGGCAGGCCUUCUUUUCAUCUCACAGUGUGCGUCCCAAAUGGCACCCUAUUCCCUAUAUAGUGCACUACCUUUGACCAGAGCCUAAUGUGUGCCCUGGUCAAUUGUAGUGCACUAUAUAGGGCAUAGGGUGCCAUUUGGGACGUAGCCAUUGACUGGGGUUCCCACACCAGUAAAGAUUUCACCAUGGCCUUUAGAAAUGGACAAAAGACGGCAGACCACCCAUGUACUAUCGCCUCUGUUUACAUGUUAAUGAGAUGUACUAUCGCCUCUGUUUACAUGUUAAUGAGAUGUACUAUCGCCUCUGUUUACAUGUUAAUGAGAUGUACUAUCGCCUCUGUUUACAUGUUAAUGAGAUGUACUAUCGCCUCUUUUUACAUGUUAAUGAGAUGUACUAUCACCUCUGUUUACAUGUUAACGAGAUGUACUAUCGCCUCUGUUUACAUGUUAAUGAGAUGUACCAUCACCUCUGUUUACAUGUUAAUGAGAUGUACUAUCGCCUCUGUUUACAUGUUAAUGAGAUGUACUAUCGCCUCUGUUUACAUGUUAAUGAGUUGAUGUAUGUAGUAAGACAACGUAGUUACGUAAUUGUAAGAUGUUUACUAAGAGGGCAUCGCCGGCAACGGCCUAGUUGUAUGGCUGCAUCCCAAAUGGCACAAAUAGUAGUGCACUAUAUAGGGAAUAGGGUGCCAUUUGGGAUACAAACUUAUGCGUGUUACCUCGGACUCCCCUCGGUUCCCCCUAUUCAUGUGUGGAAUCUCAUUGUUGGUGGGGACAUCAUUCAGGCUGGGGUUUUAAAGGUCCAAUGCAGCUGUUUUUUUUAUAUCUCAAUAUCAGUUCAUUUCUGGGUAACAAUUAAGUAUCUUACUGUGAUUGUUUUGCAAUUCAAAUGGUCAAAAAUAAACAAAAAUAGCAUCUUAGCAAAGAGCAAUUUCUCAAGCAAGAAUUUUGCUAGGACUAUCUGGAGGGGUUUGAGUGGGGAGAGGAAAACUGAAAAUUAGCUGUUAUGGCAGAGAGGGUUGGAACUCUUUCUUAUUGGUCUAUUAAAUAUUACCGCAUGGUGAUGUCACCAUGGAAGGCCAAAACUCCCUCCUACCAAAACAGGCUGAAAUUUCAGAUGGCCUUUUCAAACAGCUCUUACACUAAAAGAGCAUUAUCAUAAUUUUCAAAAUGUCACAUUAUUAUUCCAACAUCAUAGUGUGGAAAUAUAUAGAAAACACAGGAUAAUCUAGUUUUUGACUGCACUGGGCCUUUAAGGUCUGAAGAGAGGGAAGGAAGGAGGUUAAUUAAAGCUGUGUUUAGAGGGCUGCACUGAGAGGGGGGACUACGUCUGAACCUACACUGUGGUGAAUAGCUCAGAAGAUUCAAAGAUCUGGGAGAAAGGGCCAAGAAGUCAGGAGUCUAAGGUUUGGAGUGUCUGACAGUAGAUACGCCAGAGAGAGAGAGAGAGAGAGAGAGAGAGAGAGACUUUGAAGAUGACACCUGCCAGUUUGGUGUUAGCCUGGUUCCUGCUCGCUGUGAGGACAGUCAACUCUACUGUGUAUCUGGAGCAUGAGGAGGAGGGUGAGUUCAGUUCACUUCAACACCACUGGGAUCCAACUACUUCAGGGUUGCUAUAAUCCCCUGUUUUUUCCAGAAAUUCCGGUUGCAGGAUUUCUGGAAUAAGCAGGGAAUACGCUCCAAGCUUGAAUUCUCUUCAACCAGGCCUUUUGAUGAACAAGUGAAUUUUGGGGACGUUUUCAGGAAUUUUGCAACCCUAUUCGUGAGCAAAUCUUGAGUUGAAUAUCUGUUUUUGGAUCUGUUUGUUGAUGUGGGUUUAAUGUUGAUGGAUAUUUUUCAACAAUAAGAACCUGUUGAAAUCUAGAGACCACAUGUAUUACAGAAGCAUACCAGAAGCAUCAUGUUGUCACGGGGGAAACUGUUUGGAGUCUGUGAUGGAACAUGUAGGAGAACAGAAUCUAUAGAUUUAACCUUGCCGUAACAAUAUUGAUGUUGUCACAUACUGUGUGGCAGUACAACAUUCUUAAACAACUGCCCUUAUAAUAACUGUAAUAAACGGUAUAGUUGCACAUAUUGAGUUACAGUGUAAUACAUUUAAAACUCCAUUCAACAGAUUUAAUGCUAUCUAAUUUUACGUUAUGAUAUUUCAUGUGAUUUCAUGUUCUGUGAUUUCAUGUGAUGUUAUGUGAUUUCAUCUUAUCUGAUUUCAUGUUCUGUGAUUUCAUGUGAUGUUAUGUGAUUUCAUCUUAUCUGAUUUCAUGUUCUGUGAUUUCAUGUGAUGUUAUGUGAUUUCAUCUUAUCUGAUUUCAUGUUCUGUGACUUCAUGACAGGGUCAGGGGGACAGGAUGUAUUUGUAGUCCCUCUGACUCCUUCCUCUCGCCUAGAGCUGAAUGAAACUGUCCUCUGCACCAAUGACCUGAUGGAGGUGGUCAUUCCCAGUGCCUUCUUCCUCAACAAAGUGCCACCCGUUUAUGUAAGUUCCGUUUCACCUAGAAUUAAUAUUACUUUAUAAUGCAGCUUCAUUACCAUUCAUCUACUGUUCAAUGUGGUAUUAUAGAUUACUGCCCGUGUGUUGUGAUGUGCUGUGCUGUGUCAUAUUGUGCAAUAUCUUGCUCUAGUAAUCUCAGCACCCAAAACCAAAUCACAAUUUUAAUAUUAGGCUGUCACGUGGGUCUACUGCAACUCUCUAGUAAUCCCCUCUCUUAGGUCUGGGAUUUGCACCUAAAUGACCUAGAAUGCCGUGGUGUUGAGAUUGAAGAUGACUACGUCUUCAGCAUCAAGACUAAUCUCUCUGACUGUGGGACAAUCAUGGUAAAACUGAGUUUUUCCCUGUAGACAUGCCCUUUCAUUUCAGCGGCAUUGCAUUGCAAUUCUGUAAUGAUUGCUUUGGGAGAUUUACAUUUACUUGUGUACGCCAACUAUGAAGGAUUUAAAUCCGUAAAGUAAACAAAGUAGUAACCUUUGUCAUUCAGAGCUACCCAGACAAAGUAGAAAGACAUUAGUACCAGUAACAUAGAGAUGAACUACUGUUGGGAUUCCUAUCACCAGUUACAUAAAAUCCCCAUCACAGUAAAUUACCUAAUUUUACGAUGCACUUCUGUCAUACUGAGCUCUGGCCUUCCAUCUGGUGUAGUAUUGUAGAACCUCCCUGCAAUGGUUUGUGUGAGCUAAAUGAGAGUUUGGAUACACGCAAUGCUUAAAAUGACUAGCAUAAAUAACACCUCUUGUUUUCCUUUAUAAGUUACAUAUACACUCACCGGCCAGUUUAAUAGGUAGACCCAUCUAGUACCAGGUCGGACCCCACUUUGCCUCCAGAACAGCCUGAAUUCUUCGGGGCAUGGAUUCUACAAGGUGUCGGAAACGUUCCACAGGGAUGUUGGUCCAUGCUGAAGCGAUGGCAUCACGCAGUUGCUGCAGAUUGGACGGUGGUACAUUCAUGCUGCGAACAGCCUGUUCCAUCUCAUCCCAAAGAUGCUCUUUUGGGUUUGGUCAGCAACAGUGUUCAGAUACGCUGUGGCGUUCAAUCGUUGCUCAAUUGGUAUCAAGGGACCUAACGAGUGCCAGGAAAAUAUUCCCCACACCAGUACACCACCGCCACCAGCCUGUACCGUUGACACCAGGCAGGAUGGGGCCAUGGUCUCAUGCUGCUUACGCCAAAUCCUGACCCUGCCAUCAGCAUGACGCAACAGGAACUGGGAUUCGUCGGACCAGGCAAUGUUUUUCCACUCCUCUAUAGUCCAGUGUUGGUGAUCGUGUGCCUUCUUGUUUUUAGCUGAUAGUAGUGAAACCCGGUGUGGUAAUCUGCUGCAAUAGCCCAUCCGUGACAAGGACUGACAAAUUGUGCUUUACAAGAUGCCGUUUUGCACACCACUGUUGUACUGCGCCGUUAUUUGUCUGUUUGUGGCCAGCCUGUUAGCUUGCACGAUUCUUGCCAUUCUCAUUCGACAUCUCUCAUCAACGACCUGUUUUCGCCCAGAGGACUGCUGCUGACUGGAUGUUUUUUGUUUGUCGCACCAUUCUCGGUAAACCCUAGACACUGUCGUGCGUGAAAAGCCCAGAAGUGUGGCUGUUUUUGAGAUACUGGAACCGGCGCGCCUGGCACCUACGAUCAUACCACGCUCAAAGUCGCUUAGGUAAUUCGUUUUUCCCAUUCUAACAUUCAAUCGAACAGUAACUGAAUGCCUCGAUGCCUGUCUGCCACGUGACUCACAGCAAUCCAUUUUCGUGAAUGGGGUGGUGUACCUCAGAUAUCAGCUUCCUGCACUGUAAUAAUCUCAUAAUCUGUAGAACGAGAGAGGGAGAGACACAUAGAGAGAGAGAGAGAGUAAGAGAGUGAGACAGAGAACGAGAGAGGGAGGGAUAAGUAGCCUAUUAGAAAAUAGGAGUGUUGUUCCUCCCCAGAGCCACUGGACUUCAUUCAAAGCAGCAAGGAUGGGUGGGAGCUUGAAGCUCUAAAUUAUCAGGGUUUACAUGGUAAUGAGGAGCGUGUUUUCAGACCUGCUGAAUAGCCAGGCUAUAAAUCUUUUUUUAGUUUGUUUUUUAGACAAUAGACAAUAGACAUAGACAAAGACAAUAGACAACUUAACAAUUCACAGACAUGGAUCCACUAAACUAGACAUGACGUUGGCUGGGACUUAACGCCCAACCUUCAACAUAAAGAAAAAAAGCUGAAUAAAGACAAAACUUCAACUCAGACGUACAUACAUUUCAACAAACAUUAAUGACAUCAUACUUGCUCAGACCUGUUCCCACAGUAUCCACACCGAUCUUGUUUGUUCUCAUAAUAACAUACUGUUUUCACUUUUCAUCCAUUGGUUAUUUCUAGUGCUUGUAAUUUUAUGCCAUUCGGCUUCAAAUUGUUCUAUUUAGUUUCUUUCUGUAGCCCGCAUUUUUUCAAUAUUUAAAUAAUACUGCAUUUGAUUCAUCCAGUGUCUUAACGAUGGAGGAUCUGAUCAUUCGAUUUCCAGAUAAUAAGUAAUGUUUUUCCAAAAUGAUUGCAGAGAAAAGCAUUAUCCAACCCAUUGGGUAUCUCACUGCAUGUCCACAUGCCAUGUCUUGAAAAAUGCAGAUAGACGGAUUAAAGGUAAACUUAAAUUGUAAAACUUCUGACAGCUAACUGUCUACCUCCAACCGUAACGUUUUGACUUUAUAGCACUCCUAGAAAGCAUGCAUUAUUGAGUCAUUAUUUGUUUUACACUUAAGACAUGACUCUGCCGUUGUGCUGUAGAAUUUGUGGAUUUUGUCUCUUGUAUAAUACAUUCUGUACAUUAUUUUAUACUGGAUUUAACUGUAAUUUCGUUAAGUUAUGUUCCAACACUCCCUCCAUCUUGUGCCAAUUUCAGUUCUUUUUCGGUCAUGGUUCGAAUAGUAAAAAUUUUUCUAAGAGAUUGUCAGUUAGAUAGGCUCUCUGCAAGGUUUGGUAUAUCUUACCUAUCACAUGAGUAUUUUUUUCUGACUCAAAUAGGAUUCCCUCAACAUUGCUCUGAUUUCAGAUCUAAAUUGUAUGAUAUAAAACUUGUAAUUUAAAUAUAUUUGAAAAUGUCUACAUUGGUCACUCCAAAUUGCUUUUUAAUUCUGUCAUGGAAAUAAAUGGUAUUUCCUAUUACCCAAGAAGUCAUUUACGGUUUCUAUACCUUUAGUUUUCCAUGUGGACCAAUUUAUCUGUGAAUUCUGAAAAGUUAUAAAAUGAUUUUUCCAUAGGGGUGUGUUUUUAGGGAGUGAUAUUGGUUCUUGUAGAAUCCGUUUCAUUUUAACUAUAUUAAUGUUCUUAGCUUUAUCCUUUGAAAACAGACACAUUAGAAUAUUCUGGGGAUGAACAUGCGCAUCUUCAAUAUGUAAGCUACCCAUUGUUCCUCUUUUGUGCAUUUAUCAAUCAAUCACAUUUAUUUAUAAAGCCCUUUUUACAUCAGCAGAUGUCACAAAGUGCUAUACAGAAACCGAGCCUAAAACCCCAAACAGCAAGCAAUGCAGAUGUAGAAGCACGGUGGCUAGGAAAGACUCCCUAGAAAGGCAGAAACCUAGAGAGGAACCAGGCUCUGAGGGGUGGCGCAAGUAAAAGCCUUGGGUGGCGAAUUAAUACAAUUCCAAGUCUGGAAGGUUAAAACCACCCUCAGACGUAAAACUUGCCUUUGGCACACUUUGUAGUCCCGCCGUUUAUAAUCCUCCCAGCCUGGUCUCAUACGGUUGCAGCAGUAGUACAGCUCUGAGGAUCAUUUUCAUUUGGUGUGGUAUAAAUCUGUACUCAAGACCACGAGUGUCAUUGUGACGCUUGCUUAGAAUGCACAAAUGCUUUUCUUGUAAAGCGAGCGAAAUGUUAACACAGCUUAGUGGGGGGGGGGGGGGGGGUGGAAGAAAAAUCUCUCCCUCUCUCUCUCUACCCUCGCAGUAGUUUUACAAGGGUCAAGCUCUAGCAUACCAGCCCUAGUGAAAGUAGUAAGCCUACUUUUCCUUUGGGAUUAGAAGCUGUUUGGGAAAAGAAGGGAAUGCCAUAGUUAAGAAACAUGCCUUCUUUUCACCUUGAGAGGUAGGAACAGACCCUCUUAAACCCCACUGACAGGACCGGAGAGAUACAGACAGGACCGGAGAGAUACAGACAGGACCGGAGAGGUAGAGACAGGACCGGAGAGAUACAGACAGGACCGGAGAGAUACAGACAGGACCGGAGAGAUACAGACAGGACCGGAGAGGUACAGACAGGACCGGAGAGGUACAGACAGGACCGGAGAGGUACAGACAGGACCAUAGAGGUACAGACAGGACCAGAGAGAUACAGACAGGACCGGAGAGGUACAGACAGGACCGGAGAGGUACAGACAGGACCGGAGAAGUACAGACAGGACCGGAGAAGUACAGACAGGACCUGA
Coregonus sp. 'balchen' is the source of this 8353-nucleotide messenger RNA. Lineage: Eukaryota; Metazoa; Chordata; Actinopteri; Salmoniformes; Salmonidae. The record is from the annotation of a GenBank genome assembly.